Messenger RNA from Penicillium diatomitis, 714 nucleotides. RefSeq names its product Endo-1-3(4)-beta-glucanase. The transcript has 3 exons. NCBI's taxonomy places the organism in Eukaryota, Fungi, Ascomycota, Eurotiomycetes, Eurotiales, Aspergillaceae. Gene Ontology annotation, biological process: glucan catabolic process. Bases 1 to 714 code for a protein of 237 amino acids. The record is from RefSeq and is a predicted model, not a curated record.
AUGCCGGCUAGCGUUUGCGGGACAUGGCCUGCCUUCCAGUCGGUCAAUCAAAUGACUCUUCACACGAAAGAUGGAUGCUCAAUUCAAAAUUCAGGCUUCACUGGCUCUCUCGAAUAUUCCAGCUGCUACGUCGGGGCCCCGGGACAACCGCUUAACUCCGGUUGCGCUAUCCUGAGUGGUAGUCCCCAAUCCUAUGGCGACGGUUUCAACAAUGCUGGUGGCGGUAUAUAUGCUACAGAGUGGAAAUCCGCCGGAAUCAAGGUCUGGCAUUUUCCUCGCUAUGGCAUUCCAUGGAAUAUCAUCAUUGGUCAGCCAGAUCCGGCAACAUGGGGUACGCCUUCGGCUGCGUUUUCUGGAUACUGCGAUAUUGAUAACCAUUUCAAAGAUCUGCGAAUUGUCUUCGAUAUCACCUUUUGUGGUGACUGGGCCGGCAACGUCUGGUCCUCCGGUUCUUGCGCCUCCCAAGCUCCAACUUGCAAUCUAUUUGUUCAGAAUAACCCCGCUGCCUUCAGAGAGGUAUUUUGGAGAGUAAAUUCUUUGAAAAGUUAUCAAGAUAACGCACGCCCACCACUUGGCUCCCCCUCUGCCCCUCCCGGAUAUAGCUCUGUUCAUCGCGCUAUCGGCGAGUCAGUCUCUCGCAAAGACGCAACACCAUUUACUCGGCCUGGACCCCGCCAUUUCCGGCAUGGGCAUAAAGGCCGGGAGCGAGCCUAG